Drosophila eugracilis is the source of this 1932-nucleotide messenger RNA. Its product is annotated as lysophosphatidylserine lipase ABHD12. Gene Ontology annotation, cellular component: endoplasmic reticulum membrane. Bases 391 to 1623 code for a protein of 410 amino acids. The record is from RefSeq and is a predicted model, not a curated record. Gene Ontology annotation, biological process: phosphatidylserine catabolic process; monoacylglycerol catabolic process. The transcript has 6 exons. NCBI's taxonomy places the organism in Eukaryota, Metazoa, Arthropoda, Insecta, Diptera, Drosophilidae. Gene Ontology annotation, molecular function: monoacylglycerol lipase activity; phosphatidylcholine lysophospholipase A1 activity.
UAGUCAAUAACAACAUUGACAGCUGUUCGGCAGAAAAAAAUUUUAUAUCACAUUAAUAGUUCAGAAAAAGAGCGUAAUAAAUAUAUUCCAGAAAUUUUUCAAAUUUAGACAGAGGAAAGGUUGCUGGCGCGUGAGUGGUAAGUGACAUCAUGCUAUUGGCGUAGAGAGAAUUAUUCAAUCGCAAUUUCUACGCUUUCAUUAACCUGACGACCAAAGGCUCUCUUUGCAAUUAUGCUCUUCACGCGCCGGCGACAACUCAAGAGCUCCGCACAAAAAAUCGCACAAAAUCAGUAACAUUCAGUGUUAAGUCGCUUACCUCUAUAGAAAAGAUAUAGUAUAUCGCUAACAAUACUUUAAGGCAGUAUAAAAUACGGACGUAAAACAAUCACAAUGUACGAGCUUCAUAGUUGGCUAAGGUCCGCUUUCUUUGCCACAGUCAUUCCCGGAACGAUCCUACUUAGUUGGCUAACUGGUCUGGUGGGUCUGCGAGCUCUCCAAGCAUGUCUGCUGAUCUUCUUCGUAAUCUUUGUGAUCCUACCGCUGAUAUUCCGGUUCUCGGUGACCUUCCAGCGCGGCAUACUAUUCCUCACAUUCGUUAAGUACCCCAAAGGACUUGAUCUCACCAAGCCGGAGAGCAUAGGGCUUUAUGCCACCCGGAAUUUUUACAUCACCGUCAAGGAUCACGAUCAGGAUGAGGAUGGAGUACGGAUUGGCGUGUGGCAUGUCCUGCCUAGCAAUGCGGUGCGGCGCUUUAAGCGCGAACUCCGCGUUGAGGAGGAAGUCGCAAAAGAUCCGGAUCAGAGAGAUCCAACAACUGGGAACGAAAAGGAACUUAAAGAUCUGGCGCCAGCCAUAAGAUCAGAAUUUCCCGUUGUACUGCCAGAAAACGAGCAGCUCUUCUACGAACGAUUGCUGCGGAUGCCAGGAGGCACUGUGGUCCUCUAUCUCCAUGGGAAUACAGCUAGUCGAGGCAGUGGUCACCGAUCAGAGGUCUAUAAGCUGCUGAGAAAGCUGAACUACCAUGUAUUCUCCUUCGACUACAGAGGCUAUGGGGAUUCCGAUCCUGUUCCACCCACGGAGGAUGGCGUGGUGCGCGAUGCCAUGAAGGUGUUCGAAUAUAUAGCCAACAUCACCUCUAAUCCGAUCGUGGUUUGGGGUCAUUCCCUGGGCACCGGAGUGGCCACGCAUAUGUGCGCUAAACUAGCCAGCUUACGGGAAAGAGGUCCCAGGGGAGUAAUCCUUGAAAGCCCGUUUACCAACAUUCGGGAUGAGAUACGCAUGCAUCCGUUUGCCAAGCUCUUUAGGAACCUGCCCUGGUUUGAUUUCACCAUCUCGAGACCCAUGUACACCAAUGAUCUGCGAUUUGAGUCUGAUGUUCAUAUCCAGCAGUUCGGACAACCCGUAAUGAUCAUCCACGCCGAAGACGAUGUUGUGGUGCCGUUCCAUCUGGGAUAUCGCCUGUAUAGGAUUGCCUUAGAUGGUAGGAGCCGCGCCUGGGGACCCGUGGAGUUCCAUCGCUUCGGUUCGAGCCAUAAAUAUGGACACAAAUACCUCUGCCGAGCACCCGAAUUACCGGGACUGAUCCAAACAUUUAUAGAGAGCUACCGGGAUGCCGUUUACUAGCCGACGUAACAUGGAUAUUAAUUUAUAUAUUAGACGAUUAUUCUAAUUUACAGUUUUUUACCGCCAUUACUGACACGUUCCAAAAUUUCCGCCCUGUGUAAGCAAAUUAAAGCAGCCGAGAAAUACGGACAAAGCUAUGAGUUUAAAUUUUUAAAAAGGGGUGCUAAAUUUCAUAGUUUUUUCUUCGUGUUGCAAUAUAAUAUUGGUUAGUUCAAAAGUUCUUAUCCCCUAAGGUUAUAAUAAAAUUGGUAGUGUAUGAUAGCUGUAAGACAAAUAAUAUGAAUAAAAUUCUAAAAUAUAUGAUCUCUA